Molecule: messenger RNA, 597 nt
Organism: Debaryomyces hansenii CBS767
Lineage: Eukaryota; Fungi; Ascomycota; Pichiomycetes; Serinales; Debaryomycetaceae
Product: NEDD8-conjugating protein
Exons: 2
Coding region: 1-597 (198 amino acids)
Source: RefSeq, a predicted model, not a curated record
AUGUUGAAAAUCCGUCAACUACAAAAAAAGAAGCAGGAAGAAGCAGCAGCAGCAGAAUCUGCUUCAAAUACCACGCUGGCUGAAUCAGCCAAUUUGAAUACAUCGGCGAACCUUUCGUCAUCGAGAGUAAGUGCUGCCCAACUAAGACUCCAAAAGGAUAUAACAGAAAUAGACUUGCCUAGAAGUAUUAAAUUGACAUUUCCAGACCCAUCAGACUUGUUCAAUUUCAAACUUUCCAUAACUCCUCAAGAAGGCUAUUACAAAGGGGGGACUUUUGAGUUUAAGACGGAAAUAAACAACAACUUCCCCAUAGAACCCCCUAAGAUUAAAUGCCUAAACAAAAUCUAUCAUCCAAACAUAGAUUUGGAUGGAAAUAUAUGUUUGAAUAUUUUGAGAGAGGAUUGGUCUCCGGUACUAAAUUUGAAUUCGAUAUUGAUCGGAUUAAAUUUUCUAUUUCUAGAACCGAAUCCAAAUGAUCCGUUAAACAAAGACGCAGCCAAUGUAUUGGUGAAAAAUAAGUCGGUUUUUACCUCAAAUGUAAAAUCGUCAAUGAGAGGUGGUUAUAUCGACAAUGAACACUAUGAUAGAGUUGUAUAG